Molecule: messenger RNA, 1839 nt
Organism: Colletotrichum destructivum
Lineage: Eukaryota; Fungi; Ascomycota; Sordariomycetes; Glomerellales; Glomerellaceae
Exons: 2
Coding region: 1335-1532 (65 amino acids)
Source: RefSeq, a predicted model, not a curated record
UUGACGUCGUUGCUGCAAGGAUUGGCCAGUUUCGAAACACCUCCUGAACGGGAGUGACACUGGUCCGAACGCCCUUCAUCCCAUCAUCCAGUGUCGAGGAGUGAGAGAAGGCGCCUGGAACCGGUCUGUUCUGGGAGAAAAACCCAUCCGGACACCCGCAUCCCACGUAUUCCACAGCUCCUCAACGCCCCCGACCCAAGCUAAGCUUCACAUUAAGGUACACAGGGGUGAAGACUUGGCAUUGCGCGCCAAACAGGACCCGGGGAUCAGGCGUCGUCUUAAAACCCCGCCUCCCCCUGCCGGCUCGACUUUGCUACCGGAACUUGCUGAAAGCGAACGUCUGCUUGUGUGAUCUUCGCUCGCCCGAACCUUGGGUGACAGGGGUUGUUGAGGAAUUUGGCGUAGGAUGAGCUUCUUUCUCUGCGAUAUGGCACUCGCCUUUGAGCUAGUGGGCCGUUGAUACAGAGUGCUACGCGGCUUCGUUGUCACAGCCCAGUUUCAGACGCCCACAUCGCCCUCUGGAGCCCUCAUUCUCCUGCGAUCAACCUCUCUCAGACGCUGAUCCCCAACCCACCUCCCUGGCAUGGAUUUGGGGCGUGCAAGCGGCUCCAGACAAAGAGGCGGGAUGAGAUGGACCUGGGGAAGGGCCAGAGGAAGAGAAUGGAAGGGGAUUGGGGCCAGUCCUGGGUCCUUGGACCAUGGUUCUCUCAACUUCGUGAUCAAAUGUCUUGGCGCGGUUCCUGUUAGUGCGGAUGACACACUGGGACGUCCCUUGCUUUCCUUCUUCGACUCGUUGGACAUUUUGACUGUUUGGGUCUGUUUGCGGCUGCCUCUUGUUCUCCCCGAGGGUGGGUGGCAAGGCAGUUGAGGCUGCGGCUACGCGAUGGGCCAGGGAUGGGACCGGGCGUGAGGAAGCCCGGACGGCUGGUCUCAACUUCUGGCGCGGGAGAGGCGGAUUGAUCGUUGGCUCCCAUGCAAAGAUUUGGAUGGCAGUCCUGUGAGUGGCCAGGGAGAACCGUGCGUUGCCAUGUCGAGACUCCCUCCCUUAUAGCGUGUCGGUAUGAUGUAUGGUAUAGAUGGUGAUACUUGGCGCAGAGUACUGGCCGACACCCACCCCCCUUCCCUGGGUACUUGCGUAGACCGUCGAUGACAUACAAAUAGGUGCGUCUCUUCCCCGUUAUUCUGUUUCCUUCUUGUUUACACUACUCAAGCCAAAACUCUCUAGCCGUACUUGAUCUUUUCCCAUCAAUCUUUUCUCCUUGUAUAACAUAUCUGCUUGUCGCCGGCCGACCAUUCGUUCGAAUUUCAGAGACCAAAGAUUCACCGCUAUCAACAUGAAGUACUCCGUUUUCACUCUCUUCGCCGUCGCUGCCGCCUUCGUUGCUGCCGCUCCCACCAACAUGGCAGACAAACGUCAGGCCCCCCCAAGCACAGUCCCCGUCAACGAGGCCGCCAUGACUGACGCCAACGGCAACAUCGUUCCCUUCAACACCGCCGGCGUCUACCAGGCCAACAAGGAGGCUGGACUCUAAGAAAACAGGCCUCAACGCUCGGCUUAAAGAAAGAGGAGGGCACGAUUGGAGAGUCCGACAUACGAGCUGCAACUACAAUACGCAGUGCUAUAAAAUCCAAACUCAUAAUUGGGCGGCAGUACCAGGGAUCCGGGAGACUACAGGGCGAUUUUAGGCAUGCACCAUGGCAAAUCAAUCAAACCGAUUUGGCUUCAUUGUGAUUAGGGACCGGAAUCAUCGAGUUUGGGUGACACUCUCUCCCCUGGCCAAUUGUGGCAGAUAAUUCUGAAUAUACCUUGGCAGACAGUCGGCACACAUUCGGUUGCUU